AUGCUCAGAGCAAAACCGCUUUCUUUACGAUCUUUUUACUCGAAAGUCGUGAGCAGUAAUGAGAAUCAUCAAGUCUCUAAACUAGCCAAUGGGUUACGUGUAGCCACCAGCAAUGUUCCAGGCCAUUUUUCAGCGCUGGGACUAUACGUGGGAGCUGGUUCCCGUUACGAAACGCUGAAAACCAAAGGGUGCACUCAUAUAACGGAUCGGUUGGCUUUUAAAUCAACACAGCAUAUGUCUGGACGGGAGAUGGCCGAGACUUUAGAGCUUUUGGGCGGAAAUUACCAAUGUUCCAGCUCUCGUGAAACAAUGAUGUAUCAGGCCUCAGUCUUCAACAACGAUGUGGAAAAAAUGUUUGCAUUGAUGGCGGAAACUGUAAGAUUUCCACGCAUCACAGCAGAAGAACUCGAAGAACAAAAACUAACGGCACAGUAUGAGAUUGACGAGGUUUGGAAUAAACCCGAGUUGAUUUUACCCGAGCUGUUGCAUGUCACAGCGUAUUCGGGCGAAACUUUAGGGUCCCCUCUUCUUUGCCCCAAAGAGCUCAUCCCAUCGAUCUCAAAUUACUAUUUGAAAGACUACAGACAAAAACUAUACACACCGGACAAUAUUGUCGCUGCAUUUGUCGGAGUCCCUCAUGAACAAGCUCUAGCUUACGCCCAGAAACAUUUUGAGAGUAUGAUGGCUCCCGCUGGUCAUAGUGCUCGGGAAACGAAGGCAGCAACUUACACCGGUGGUGAACUGUGCAUUCCCCCUGUGCCCGUUUUCGGAAACCUACCAGAGCUAUGUCAUAUUCAAGUAGGCUUCGAGGGCUUACCGAUAGGACAUCCAGAUAUAUAUGCUCUUGCCACUUUACAGACUUUACUGGGAGGUGGGGGUUCUUUCAGCGCCGGCGGACCAGGGAAGGGAAUGUACUCCCGUCUCUACACUCAUGUCUUGAACCAGCAUUUUUUCAUUGAAAAUUGUGUGGCAUUCAAUCAUUCUUAUUCAGAUUCUGGAAUUUUCGGAAUCUCCGCAUCGUGUGUCCCACAAGCGGCACCAUAUAUGCCUGAAAUUCUUGCCCAACAAAUGGCCAACACUUUCUCGACCGGCAAGCUAAGACUGACCGAAGAAGAGGUAUCCCGAGCCAAAAAUCAGCUCAAGUCAUCUCUAUUGAUGAAUUUGGAAUCGAAGCUUGUAGAGCUUGAAGAUUUGGGAAGGCAAGUACAAAUUCAUGACCGCAAAAUUCCAAUAGGUGAAAUGAUCUCAAGUAUUGAGAAGCUCACGGUGGAAGAUAUCAGGAGAACGGCUGAAAACGUCUUCUGUGGCAAGAUUCAGAACGAAGGGCAGGGAACCGGUAAGGCGACUAUUGUUAUGCAGGGAGACAGAGAAGCAUUUGGCGAUGUCGAGACAGUGUUGAGGUUUUACGGCUUGGGAAACUACGAAAAACUCGAUGUUUCUACUUUCAAAAAAUCCAAAAAAAAAGGUUGGUUUUGA
Lachancea lanzarotensis is the source of this 1476-nucleotide messenger RNA. RefSeq names its product LALA0S04e06612g1_1 (gene MAS2). Gene Ontology annotation, molecular function: metal ion binding. Lineage: Eukaryota; Fungi; Ascomycota; Saccharomycetes; Saccharomycetales; Saccharomycetaceae. The coding region runs from base 1 to 1476 and encodes 491 amino acids. The record is from RefSeq and is a predicted model, not a curated record. Gene Ontology annotation, cellular component: mitochondrion. The transcript has a single exon.